GUUCUAGUAUUUUUUACGACCCAACACAUACUUUGCAUAGAAAGCAAGCUCCUUUCGUCUUCCUUCUUCUCUCUCCCAAAGCAAAGUUUGGGUUUUGAGCAUAGGAGAUGGUGCACCAUCAUCGUUACGCUUAUCAGUUGAAAAAGGAUGGAGAUGAAGAGGAAGGGACACUUGUUCUCGUUUGGACAAACCCUGGUUACUACAAGAGGAGGAGGACCAAGCUCUUCUCUUUCCUUUUGCUCUCUCUUCUCUCUUGUACCUUCAUUUUGGCUCCUCACCUCUUUUCAUUUUCUACUCCCUUUUCUCAUCUAUAUUCUUUUGGUGUACAGAAUGAAGGCCUUGCUGGGAAUUUGGAUGUAAAUGCUCCUAUUUGUUCUUCAAUCUCUAAUGGUACAAUUUGCUGUGACCGAAGCCAUUUUCGAUCCGAUGUUUGUUUCAUGAAGGGUGACAUAAGAACACAUUCUCCCACCUCCUCCGUUUACCUUUACUCAUCGAGAGCCGAUGCCGACGAAGGGGAAGACGAUGAACUCCAACACGAGAAGAUCAAACCCUAUACCCGAAAAUGGGAAACGAGUGUGAUGGACACCAUCGACGAAUUGGACCUUAUCUCAAAGAGACGAAAUUCGGGUGUUCGCCAUCGCUGCGAUGUGAUUCACGAUGUCCCGGCGGUUAUCUUCUCGACCGGAGGCUAUACCGGCAACGUUUAUCACGAGUUCAACGAUGGGAUCAUCCCUUUGUACAUAACUUCACAGCAAUUCAACAGGAAGGUCGUGUUUGUGAUCCUUGAAUAUCAUAAUUGGUGGGUCAUGAAGUACGGCGACAUACUUUCACAUCUCUCCAAUUAUGCACCAAUCGAUUUCAACCGAGACAAUCGAACCCAUUGCUUCACCGAGGCGAUAACCGGUCUGAGGAUCCAUGACGAACUCACCGUGGACCCUUCUCUGAUGAAGAAAAACAAGAGCAUAGUCGAUUUCCGACACCUUCUCGAUCGAGCAUACCGGCCUAGAAUCGAAGGUUUGACACAUGGUGGUGUUGAGGAUGCACAAGAGAAGAUGCAACCAAAGUUGGUCAUACUGUCACGAAACGGUUCAAGAGCCAUAACCAACGAGAAAGCUCUGGUGAAAACAGCGGAAGAAAUCGGGUUUCUGGUUCGGGUCCUGAGACCCCAACCGACGACGGAAUUAGCCAAGAUCUACAAGGAACUCAACUUGAGCGAUGCCAUGAUCGGUGUCCACGGUGCAGCCAUGACUCAUCUGUUGUUCAUGAGACCUGACUGCUCGGUUUUCAUUCAAGUGAUCCCACUCGGAACGGAUUGGGCGGCCGAGACGUACUACGGGGAGCCAGCAAAGAAGCUGGGUCUGAAGUACAUAGGGUACAAGAUCAUCCCGAAAGAGAGCUCAUUGUCCGACGAAUACGACGAAGACGACCCCGUUCUGAAAGACCCUUCGAGUUUGAAUCGAAAGGGAUGGGAAUACACCAAGAAGAUCUACCUCGAGCGUCAAACCGUGAAGUUGGACAUGCAGAGAUUCCGGAAGCGGCUUGUUCGUGCUUAUGAUCAUAUAAUCAGCCGGAAAACUCAGCUCCGGUCGCACUCAAUUCGGCAAUUGAGAUUUGAUUAUAUUACUUAAUUCUUUAAACUUGAUUUCAUGUAUAAAAUAAGCUUUUGUACAGCUUGUCACAUUUGUUGAAUAAAUUUUGCGAUUCAUAUU
Molecule: messenger RNA, 1709 nt
Organism: Hibiscus syriacus
Lineage: Eukaryota; Viridiplantae; Streptophyta; Magnoliopsida; Malvales; Malvaceae
Product: alpha-1,3-arabinosyltransferase XAT3-like
Exons: 3
Coding region: 108-1628 (506 amino acids)
Molecular function (GO): glycosyltransferase activity
Source: RefSeq, a predicted model, not a curated record